GUGUUAAGAGGUGGUGGUGGGGUUCGGGGUCCUCCAGACACACAGAGGGGGAAGUCCCCCACCAAACAGCGACAUCAUAUCCAAAUGAGCUUCCAUGCAGAAAAACAGGAGUGUUUCUCUCACGCCGUUGUCUUCAAAAACAGAUCCUCCCUUCGUCUCACAAGAGUGACGGCCUCUGGGGGGCGAUGGAUAAAAGAUGCAAAGAGGGUGAGCUGCCAGACACCUUGACCAGAUCAUGUGUGCCCUGUCGCAGAUUAUGUCAGCGACUGCCUGCAUCCCCAAGCUGUGCCGUUUACUGUGAGCCGGCACUCUGCCAGGCUAAGGCCGGCCACUACUACGACAGGCUGCUGAGGAGAUGCAUGAAGUGUGCAGAUAUUUGUGGCAAACAUCCAGCAGAGUGCUCCCCACACUGCCCGACUCAGUCACCUCUGACGCCGACCAAAAGACUCCCUUCUGAAGUUAGCAAACAGGCUGUUACCACCAACCCACCACUAGGAUCUUUGGAUCCUGCCAUGCAAUUGUACGCCCUCCUAGGUUUAUGCACAAUACUGCUGGUUUCCAGCCUGUGUCUUGCCUUGGUUGUGUUUCUGAGGAGAGGAAAGGCCAAAAACUCAAACACCAAACCCACAAGCACCAAAAACCAGAAGCAGACAAGUGCUGUUCAGCCAGGACAGGAGUCCGGCUUUCCAGAAAGUCAGACCGGAAGAAGCCUCAAAGAUUGUCCGCCCAGCUCAACCUAUCCCCCCUGCCGUGAGUCAUCAGAGGACUCCUACCCAACAGAGACCUGCGUGUGUGUCCACUGUUUCCCUGACCUGAGGGGGCUCAGCCAGGACAGCAACAGACAGCAGAGGCCUUCCUAUUCAUUCUACCAGCAGGGCAUCCUUCAUAGAGCCAACAUCCAAAACGGGGGCUCCCUGUGGAUGGGGAGCAGCCUGAGCGCUUCGGGUCCAAAGGCCCAGCAGGAGGCAGCAGUGGGAUGAGGUCCGUCUGCAAAACUAGAGCGGGAGGAUUUCUCCUUGGGAUAUCGGAGACUACUUGUUAAUGCACAGUUGACUGAUGAGGUAGUGCUCAGUGGUAAAACGCAGAACUUUGUUGGCAACCUGCAACGUUUUAGGCCUAACAAGCAACCAUUAUACUAAGAUCUAAUUAGGUCGGACACAUGAAACUAACUUUCAGGGACACUUUUACCUCAUGUUUCUCAAUACGUGACGUCUGUUAUGAAAUUCUUCUGUAUAGUUUCUCCAUGAUGACACUUAAAAUGCAGUCGAGGAGCAACAAGGCAGCUCUGGUUGCACUGGCUUGCAGGGACGUAAAAUGCCAUCACAUCUUGUCACGUUACAAACACAGCCUUAAUAGAUUUUAUUAAGAAUUUUGUGGCCAACCAACAAAAAUGAGUAAUUAGUGAAGUGAGGGUAACGUGACAAAUUGUGGGGAUAUUGCUUCUGUAAAGAUUCACUUGCUAUCAUCCAGUUUGCUUUCAGCGGUCCGACUCUAUGUAAAAUGCUUUGCUACAUUUUCAUUGGCGUCUGCUUGUCUGCCUGAGAAAACGAAACAUGACAAAU
Messenger RNA from Poeciliopsis prolifica (blackstripe livebearer), 1562 nucleotides. Its product is annotated as tumor necrosis factor receptor superfamily member 13B. The record is from RefSeq and is a predicted model, not a curated record. Gene Ontology annotation, cellular component: plasma membrane. The transcript has 5 exons. NCBI's taxonomy places the organism in Eukaryota, Metazoa, Chordata, Actinopteri, Cyprinodontiformes, Poeciliidae. Bases 186 to 980 code for a protein of 264 amino acids.